Molecule: messenger RNA, 1544 nt
Organism: Cucurbita maxima (winter squash)
Lineage: Eukaryota; Viridiplantae; Streptophyta; Magnoliopsida; Cucurbitales; Cucurbitaceae
Product: putative dual specificity protein phosphatase DSP8
Exons: 6
Coding region: 483-1337 (284 amino acids)
Biological process (GO): protein dephosphorylation
Molecular function (GO): phosphatidylinositol-4,5-bisphosphate 5-phosphatase activity; protein tyrosine/serine/threonine phosphatase activity
Source: RefSeq, a predicted model, not a curated record
UUAAUCGCUAAGAUUGGGUUAAAAUAAUUUAUUAGUUUCAAUCUAGAAUGUACACGAGCUAGAAUUUGGAAUCGAUUCUGACUUAAAUUUUUUUGGGUGUGUGCGGAUAAAUGCUCGAUCCUCGAUUGAUUAUUCAGUUUCCAUAUAAAUUCGAAUUCUGCGGAUGAUUCCAUUUCUUAGUAGAGAGAUUCUCUCACUCUCCGUCUCUCUAAAUUGAUCCAUUCCUUAACAUGUGGUGUUUCGUUUCUAUUUCUUUCGCUUUCCGAUCGAUACCCCUUUCCCUCCAAUCUUCCAAUACUUCCGAUUCUCACCCAUUCAUGUAAUUUUCGUAUUAUCCCUCAUUUUUACUGAAAUUCCGAUUUGAUUUUACCCCUAAUUCCGUGGAAAUCGGGUUUCGAUUUGAUCAUCUGGAUAUUAAAAUAUUCUUCUGGGGUUUCGAUUUGUUCAUCUGGGUAUUAGAAUUUUCUUCUGGUGUUCUUGCGAUGAAGAUCGUGGAAUUGGAAGAUGCUGGGAAUGAUCGGGAAAAUGAAAUGGGUAGCGGUCAGAUUGUGAAGGUCGAUGCCAAAAGAGCGUUGGUUGGGGCUGGGGCUCGAAUCCUGUUUUACCCUACCCUUCUGUAUAACGUUCUUCGGAACAAAAUGGAGGCUGAAUUCAGAUGGUGGGAUGAAAUCGAUCAGUUUCUUUUGCUCGGUGCAGUGCCGUUCCCCAAAGACGUGCCGAGGUUGAAGGAGCUCGGUGUCGGCGGUGUCAUCACUCUCAAUGAACCUUAUGAAACAUUAGUUCCAUCUUCGUUGUAUUAUCGCUAUGGAAUCGACCAUUUAAAGAUCCCGACGAGAGAUUAUUGUUUUGCUCCGAAAUUUUCUGACAUUAGCCGAGCUGUGGACUUCAUUCACAGAAACGCGAUGUGUGGUAAAACAACGUACGUCCAUUGUAAAGCGGGACGAGGAAGGAGCACGACCAUUGUGCUUUGCUAUUUGGUCAAAUAUAAGCACAUGACCCCAUCUGCUGCGCUGGAAUACGUGCGCUCGAGAAGACCACGGGUGUUGCUCGCCCCCUCACAGUGGGAGGCUGUUCAAGAAUACAGCAACCGGCGACCCGUUGCAAGUUCUAGCCCUCCCUCAGGAGGAGAUGCAGUCCUGAUUACGAAAGACGAUCUAGAAGGAUAUCACGGUACGUGCAUCGACAGUGCAGGUAGAGAACUUGCAGUUGGCCCUUGGAUGGGUAAGUCAAAGCCAAUGAUAGCAAGGUUGUCCUGCCUCUUUUCAUCGUUGAUAGUUCAUGGCAGCAGCGGAUCUCUCAUGAAGCGUCUGCCGGUGUCGGAGGCUCGUGCUUGUUGACGAUCAACUUAUGACCAUAGCACACGCCUUGUCAUGGAAGUAAGAAUCAAACUCUUAAGGCUCAAACAGAGUCGUUUUUCUUAAGUUGGUAGUAGAACACCACCAAAUAGUGACACUACUAGGUUGUACAUAACUGCUACAUCAAAAUUUUCACUUCCCUUAGAAUCAUCUUCUCAAUAAAACCUUGUGGUUUGUUCUGAUGGAAAA